ACAUCACCACCCAUCUCCCCAACCCUCUCCACUCCUUUACCUCUCAGAACGAAGCUCGCAUCAUGACCACCGAAAAGCCUCUGCCGUUCGUCUACCAGUUCGCGGCUGGUGCCGUGGCUGGUGUCUCCGAAAUCCUGGUUAUGUAUCCGCUGGAUGUGGUCAAGACACGAGUACAAAUCCAGACUGGCAAGGGAGUCGGUGAAGAUAGCUACAAUGGCAUGGUGGACUGCUUCCGGAAGAUCAUCAGGAACGAAGGAGUUUCGAGGCUAUAUCGCGGUAUCACUGCUCCUAUUCUGAUGGAAGCUCCGAAGAGAGCUACCAAAUUCGCUGCCAAUGACGCGUGGGGAAAAUUCUAUCGCAACCAAUUUGGCGUGGCCAAAAUGAACCAAUCCCUUGCCAUCCUCACGGGCGCAUCUGCUGGAGCUACCGAAGCCUUCGUCGUCGUCCCCUUCGAGCUUGUCAAGAUCAGGUUGCAAGAUAAAGCACAAGCACACAAAUACAAUGGCAUGAUCGACGUCGUGCGCAAGAUCAUCACACAGGAGGGGCCAUUGGCCAUGUACCAGGGCCUCGAGAGCACCAUGUGGAGGCACGUUCUGUGGAACGCUGGAUACUUCGGGUGCAUCUUCCAAGUUCGCGCGCUUAUUCCGGUCGCGAAAGAUAAAAAGGGACAGGUCUUCAACGACCUUAUUUCUGGUGCCAUUGGCGGCACUGUUGGAACGAUCAUCAACACUCCUAUGGACGUCGUAAAGUCGCGUAUUCAGAACACCGCGAGAGUCCCCGGACAGGUACCCAAGUACAACUGGGCAUGGCCAGCCCUGGGCACGGUCAUGAAAGAGGAGGGCUUCGGCGCGCUAUACAAGGGCUUUUUGCCCAAGGUUCUUCGAUUGGGCCCGGGUGGAGGCAUCCUGUUGGUUGUCUUCACCGGCAUGAUGGAUUUCUUCAGGACGAUACGCGGAGACAAGUAGAGUUCUUGCAUAUACGGACUGGAUGCUGUAUGCUGGAGAAGCUUUGGCCUUGACUGCAAUAGACUGUACAAUCUGUAUCUACGCCAGCAGCGGAAAAUGUAGAUUAUCAGGCUCGCGAAUCCUCACACGUCAAACUGAGUCUCACACAAAUCUGUCAGAUGAGCAUCUAAGGAAUCCAUUGAUUGUGAUUUGUCCACCAGCUUUUCAGGCUAAGAGCUGUCUAUGUAGGUAAUAGGUACGUUUGGCAAGGCUGAAAACACCUCCCAGGCUGAACUCCUUACUCA
This is a messenger RNA of Mytilinidion resinicola, 1249 nucleotides long. Its product is annotated as mitochondrial carrier. Gene Ontology annotation, biological process: transmembrane transport. The transcript is spliced from 7 exons. The coding region runs from base 63 to 965 and encodes 300 amino acids. The record is from RefSeq and is a predicted model, not a curated record. Lineage: Eukaryota; Fungi; Ascomycota; Dothideomycetes; Mytilinidiales; Mytilinidiaceae.